AAAAAAUACAAAAAUACAAAAAUAAAAUUAAUUCACAAUAUUAACAAAAAAUAACAGUAUAUCACUGAUACACUGGUUUAUUAUUUUGUUUUCUAAUGCAAUUGCAUUAAUACAUUUGAUGUUUUCUUGACUUUUUAGGGCCACUGUAUAGUAAUAUUCCAAUUUCUGGUUUUAUAUAAGCCAACAUAUAAUAAUAAUAAAAAAAAAAAAAUUCAUUUCAUCAUUCACGCAUAUGCAUCCAACUAUAGCCAUGGCUUUAGAAUAUCAGACAGAUGUAACAAUUGCUACUGAUUUAUCACUUAUUGGAUGAUCAAUAUGGAUUUAAUGUUGUCAUUAACUUUUCCAUGUUUAACUAAUAUUAGAAUCUUAAUCUUAUUGUCUUCUUUGUGUUUAUACACUCUUGCUGUGCCAAUGUGCCACUUUAUUCAUAAUAUAAAUGUCGCAUGCAAUAAACCAGUUUUUGGUAUGUAAACACUAAAAUAUUCUUAAAUGGAAUUUUCAAACUGAGAUUUAACAAUGACAGUAAAUUAAAUAUAAGAAUAGAUAAUAAUUCAAUUAAAAGUAAUAAAAACGCUUGUACUGUAUGUUAAGUUAUUUGGCAUAUACAAUGAAUCAUGAUUGUUAGGAAGUAGAAUGAGAGGGGCCAAAAAUACAAAAUAUAUAUACAAAAAUACACAAUUAUGUAUUAGACUUGUUGUAUCAAUUCUGAAACCCUAUUUUUCAUCAUUGUUUAUGGGAGUGCGGCUUUUCUGGUCACUAUGAAUUCUGUGCCUUUACUCAAAAUAAAAUGAUAUGAACUAUUCUAGUUUCGGUUUAUUCAUAACGCAUUGCUUUUUAUAUGUACUGUAUGAACAGACAAAAAUGACAGCAUAGUACAAAGUUUGUACAUUUAAUAGACACAGAAUGUAUUUGGGAGAUUUCAAGCAUCCAGGAACAAUGCCAUGAAAGAAGAGAAAAGCGGCUCUCAUCACUCCAGACAUAAUGAAAGAGCACUGCUUUGUUAGCACAGAAUUCAGACCAGCAGAAAAGAAACCAAGUACUCCACCUGCUGCCAGGAAACUGUAAAAUGAAAGGAGGUUCUCUGUCAUGUUGUGCAGCCAUGUGUCUGUCUGCCUCCUGAAUAUAAAGUCUGUCACAUAUAUAAGCAAUGUCUUGGUGACCCGGUUCACACUGAGCUUUGAACUUUAAACAGAGUUUAAAGGAUUCACAUCUGGACCUGCAGAUAUGCCGUCUGAUACUCAUUUCUAAAGAAGCGGUAAAGAAGAUGGACGCUGAUGUGGAGGCGAGCAGUGAAAUAGAUGUAAUCCUCCAGCAGAUCGCGGAAUUGGAUAAAUGGAGAGAGAUAUUUAACUCCCGCGGGUCGGAAUUAACACAUGGAUAUCUUAAAGUGGCUGUAUGUCAUUUUUCCCCAUGGCAUGCAGUCAGCCAAUCAGAUGAGAGUAUGUGGGUGUCUGCGUGGCUGCAAUCCUCUCAACAAACUCUGUAUCACAGACUGAAAGAGAGGUGUGUGUUUGUUACCACAUUACCUGGAAGUUAUUUUACCAGGCAUAUUGCUAAUGCCAUGUGUGAAACAUUUUACUGCAAUAACAGAGUGCAUGUAAAGGCCAUCAUGACAGAUUAUCAGGAUCUUCUGCGUACCAUCAAGAGUUUGCAGCACUCCAGACUGAGUUACAUAGAGCUUCUUCAAGAGGAGGUGAAGAGAAACCAAGAUAGACCUAGUGAGAAGAUCAAAUCUGAGGAGGACAGUGACGACUCUUCUAGGCCGGCCACCUCAGCCCAUCACGUCAGCACACAGAACGAGCAGUUCACAGCACCCUACUCCAUUCCUCAAACCCUCACAGUGUCUCCGAGUCUGGGUGGGCAACCGCUGUCACCAGAGCUGGCGGUGAGUCUAAGAAAUAUUUUGUUUGGGAACACCUUCCAUAUAUUCAACUAUGAGUGGAAGAAAUCAUUCUUCAAGUUUCGGGAGCCUUUCUCUGACAUGGCAUAUGCUCUGGAGACUGAGAGGCUGGGAGGAGCCUGUGCUAUUCAGAUGGUGGUUCAGGCUCAUAUUAUUAAAUAUUUGCUCUUCAACCGGUCAGUAAACUCAGAGUUCACAAUGCAAAGUAUGGUGAUGGUAGGGGAGAACGAGCAGAAGAAGGCGCUGGCAGCCGCUCUAUCUGACAUCUUGUGGACAGCUGGUGAGGAGCAGACCGCUACCGUCUGCUUGGUCACGUCAGAGCGCUGUUUCACCCCCUACAUGGACUACAAACUGGACAACUUCACAGAGAGGUUGCAUAUUUUCACCUUCAAAAAGAAAGAUGAUGUUAGAUCAUUUAUAUGGGAGCACAUCCAAUGUUUUAAGGAAGAAGGAAGCCAUGGCAUCAUACUUUUUCUGUACAGCCUUAUCUUCUCCAGAACUAUUGACAGGAUACGGGCAGACUUCGAUUCUACCACCACUCAUCUUUUGCAUUUGAGUUUGGGGAACUUUGUUUGUCGACAGGCUUUAUUAAAUCUGUUGCUGACCGGCCACGCGACUCCUCAAGUCUUCAAUGGUACAUCACUGAACGAUGAGCAACACAAAGCAUUCGCCCAGCCUCUCCACGGGGUUCUGACACGCAGUCAUGUCGGAUAUCUGCUCUGGAACAGAGAACAAGUCAACCAUGCACAGCUCCCCCUGGUGGGCAGUAUGCUGAAAACCCCCAGGCUGCCUAUUUGGGUGUGCAACAUCAAUGGCACCUACAGUGUUUUAUUCAGCCCAAACCGUUCGCUGCUCUCUGACUGGAAAAUGGAGCAUCUUUUCCAGCUUUACUUCUACAAUGGCCAUCCAACUCAGCUCAGCACAACAAUGCUCACCAUAGAUACACACUCCCAUCACUGGGAGGCUGAAAAUAAUGACAUUCAAGGAGACCCAGAAAAAAAGUUUCCAUCUGUAGAGAUGACCAUUAGGACCAAGUGGGAGGGAGCUGUUAUUGACUGGAAUGGGACAGUGCCUUUUUUCUGAAGAGGUUUGAAGCAGGGUCACCUGAUUUGUAGCAUACAUCUCCUGGCCUGCAAUAAGGAGUAUUUUAUAGACUUAUAUAGGUUUUGAUUUGGGCUUAAUUUUGACUUUCAUUUUGGCUUGUGAAUCUUAAUAACAUGAUUACCUUUUACAACCUGCCCACUUGAACAUCUCAGCAUCUGAGCAUUUAACAUAAGUGAAAACCUUUAAUAUGUAAAACAUGUCUUUUGUAAAACAACGUCUAGAAAUAUAUCCAAAUCUGGUAUAUCACAUGUCCCACAUGUUUAACUCUUUUCGGGCCUAUAUGAUUUACCCCAUACUGUUUUUGUCCUUCUAUUUGGAUCCGAUAUGGGUUCAGAUCGCUAGUAUCAAGUCUCAAGUCAUGAUGGAAAAGGCUGAUAUCUCAAGUUACAGAGUUUAAUCAAUUUAAGUCAAGACCUUUAUUCAAAGCCUUGUGGUAUUUGAUUCUUCUGUGGUAUAAAUCAUGUAUGUAGUAUUUUAUUUUUGUAUUUUUUAUUAUUGCUGUAUGACAGCAUUGUUAAAGAAAGGCAAUACUUUACAGAAAGGAUCAAAGUUAACAUUUUUACAGCAUUUAUUAGUUUAGAUUCAUGUUAGUUAACAAAUGUGCUAUUUUUCAUUCUUAAUUGGUUAGUUAAUAAUUAACUGACGUAAUGACUAACUACAGUGAAGUGUUAUAAAUAUUAGUAUAUGUAGAAAUUAAAAUUAACCAAGUUUAAUAAAUUUGUUCAUGGUUAUUUAAUUGUUACUAACUAAUGUUAACAUAGAACUGUGAUGUAAAGUAUUACCUAAAUAAAUAUUAACUAUAAUAAAAAAAUAACUUAUUUUUGAUUGUUUAUAGAUUGAACUCAUGACUGUGACAUUUGGUUUGCUUGUGAGAAUGGGCAAACAAAUAAUGGUAAAUGUUUUUUUAUAGUUCAUAAUUAAAAAUCAGUUAUGUGAGUUAUGGACUAUAGGGUGUUUAAAGGAAGACUGAUUAAGUACUGAAGAUCUGCAAUAUUAAGAGCUUUACAUGUAGCAAUAGUUUAACUGUUCAGGAAUCUAACAGGUGUUCA
Messenger RNA from Cyprinus carpio (common carp), 4053 nucleotides. RefSeq names its product MINDY family member 4B. Bases 1265 to 2983 code for a protein of 572 amino acids. Gene Ontology annotation, biological process: protein K48-linked deubiquitination. The transcript is spliced from 14 exons. Gene Ontology annotation, molecular function: cysteine-type deubiquitinase activity; K48-linked deubiquitinase activity. The record is from RefSeq and is a predicted model, not a curated record. Lineage: Eukaryota; Metazoa; Chordata; Actinopteri; Cypriniformes; Cyprinidae.